This is a messenger RNA of Fusarium vanettenii 77-13-4, 1806 nucleotides long. RefSeq lists its product as uncharacterized. NCBI's taxonomy places the organism in Eukaryota, Fungi, Ascomycota, Sordariomycetes, Hypocreales, Nectriaceae. The transcript has 5 exons. Bases 1 to 1806 code for a protein of 601 amino acids. The record is from RefSeq and is a predicted model, not a curated record.
AUGCCCUCGCAGCUACAGCCCCUUGGCUUAGUCAGCUGCCCUUAUUGCGGCACAGCCUGCCGCGGAAGUCACGGCAUCAAGACCCAUAGUGCUAAGAUCCACGGCAUAGAAGGAAGAAAGAGACUAGCAAGGACCCCUUCUCCACAGCUACAAAGACCUACUAGGCGGCAAAGGCAGCUACAGCCUAACUCUACCCUAGAGGAGCCUACCCUAGACCGACCGGCCUCAAGGGAAAGCUAUAGGUCUUUUUCUAGCUAUGAGGAAAGGGGAAGACCCUCUAGCCCUAGGUCCCUUAGCUCUAGCUCCUCUUGCCCUAGCACGCCUAGCCACAGGCCCUCUAGUCAGGGACCUACCCUAGAGCCUCUAGAAGAAUAUACCCUAGAGCCUCUAGGGCCCCUAGAGGAGCCUACCCUAGAGCUAGAGACUAGGGAGCCUAGGGAGCCCAGGGAGCUUACCUUAGAGCCCGAGCCUAGGGAGCUUACCUUAGAGCCCGAGCCUAGGGAGCUUACCCUAGAGCCCGAGCCCAAGGAGCCUACCCUAGAGGGGCCUACCCUAGAGCAGCUACACAACCAAGCUAUAGCCCCAAUCCUAGCCAAGGCUUCUAUGCAGAAGCUAUUAGCCUUUGCAAGGAUCCCUAUACCGGAAAAAAGGCUACAUGCAAGGCAGGCUGCUAUUUUCACAGCUACAGCCCAUAAAGCUGCAGCUGCCUUUCUAAAGAGGCCUACUGAAAAGGCCCUCUUAUAUUUCCUUAUCUUGCCUAGGCUACUAGGGUUAGGUUUACAAAAAGGAGGCCUAGCUACCCUUCUUAGGUCUUUCCCUUCUAACCUACCUACCCUAGAGAGCCUAGAGUCCCUCCAGCAGCCCCCUGAGCCCCCCAAGGCAGCUAGACCCUCUAUAGCUCCUAGCCCGGCCCAAAGGGCAGCUAAGCUACUAGAGAGAGGCUACCUAGGCCGGGCUGCUAGGGCUCUUAUUGAUCCGACCCCUAUAGCACCUAAUUCAGUAGAAAAUAGGGCUAGGCUGCUAGAAAAGCACCCUAUUGGAUCAAAAGACCCCUUCCAAGGCAAGACCCGCCCAAGGGCCGGCCAACCAAUCACGUCAGAGACUAUUAUAGCAGCUAUAGCCUCUAUAGGCAAGGAAAAGGCCCCGGGCCUUAGUGGCUGGACUAGGCCUCUUCUAGACCUAGUAACUAGGAAAGAUUCCCCUGUGAUAGCUUUCCUAAGGCUGCUAGCUGAUAUGAUUCGCCAAGGCACGGCCCCUGGAGCCCACCUAUUAUGCGCUAGCCGCCUUAUAGGGCUUGAAAAGCCCGAUGGAGGGGUUAGACCUAUAGCUAUAGGAGAUCUUAUCUAUAGGGUAGCUAUGAAGGCGAUCCUAAUGACCUCCUAUCGGCCGAAUAUGCUCUUACCCUUCCAGCUAGGCGUGAAUAGCCCAGGCGGGGUUGAACCCGCUAUUUUCCUCCUCUAUGAGGCUAUUAUAGGCUUAAAUGAGGCUAAUUUUCAGCAGCUAGCCUCUAUAGACCUUGCUAAUGCCUUUAACUCAGUAGAUAGGGCUUCUAUAGCUGCUUCUGUAGCUACUUUUGCCCCUACCUUCUAUAAGGCAGCAGCUUGGGCCUAUAAUGACCCUUCUAUCUUAGUUAUGGAAGAUGGGUCAGCUAUAGCCUCGGCCAAGGGCGCUCCGCAAGGCACCCUAGAGGCAGCUAAGGAGGUCUUAAAAGGCUCCCCUUUUAGCCUUAACCUAGCUAAAAGCAAGGAAAAGGCUAUAGAGGACCUUAAGCUAGAAGGCUUAAAAGCCUUAGGCAGACCCCCAUAA